AGAAUUAUCUAGUAACUCUAGAUAAUUAAUCAAAGCGUCGCACUCAAAAACGUCCGUUCAUGCACAUAAGAAUUCAUUUUUUGUCUGGAGAAACGAUGAACGUUACUGGUGUAAGGGUGAAGAUAUAUGACGAGGAAGUAUGUGUCUAUGAACAUGAGCCUAUCCAAUCCGACAAGAAUGAUCUGAGAACGUUGCUACAAGAUUUGCGAGACGUGCAAGCAAAAAUCAAUGUUUUCUUAACCACGUUGAUCCAACAAGGAGACGCGAUUAGCGGAGAACAAAAAACGACCGAUCGAUCAAUUUUCUCGGAUUCCGAAGAGGAGGUAGAGGAAGAGGUUAACCAACCCAAAAAAUGCAAGUUGGGAAUUUUAUAAUCUCUCUGUAUAUUCUGUGUUAAUAAAUCUUAUUUUUCCCAAUUGUUGUAUAACGAAUGCUAUUUACGCCCUGGUAUCCCUAUAUCUACACUUGUUUCGUUUCAGAACGUGGAGCGAAAUUUUUAUCGGCGAAUUGGAAAGUGCUCGCUCAACAAGUAGAGUUUAAAAACUCUGAUAUAACGCGCUCCUAAGCGCAAGAACGAUAAUUAUUAAGAACGAAACGGCAAGUGUGCGCAAUUUUGCCGAGGCCUCUGAAAUACAAUUUUGCAAAAACAUGUCUACCAUGUUGUCAAAUGAAGCUCAAUUACGUUACAUGAUAGAAUGGUUUCAAGAAUGGUCAGAAAUGCAGCGGAAUGAUUUCCUGAGUGUAUUACUGGAAAAUUGUGGCCCACCAGGGCUUGUAAACGGAUUGGUUGCUGGAUUGGAAAAUUUGGAUUGCGAAGGAUCUGAUAGACCCCCGAGCUUGUUUCAAUGUCGUGUCAAGCUCUUUAAAGAGUGGAGCAGCAAUUGGUCGCAGAAUGAGAAAGAUUCUCUGUCGGCAGCUAUUAAGAAUAUAGAUAGUAAAUUUGCUGAGAAAUAUGAAGAAAGAUUAUCAGCAUUGAUGGAAGAUAAACAAUAAUUUUAAGCAUUCUUUUUAUAAUUUAAAUUUAAUCUAC
Molecule: messenger RNA, 1030 nt
Organism: Nylanderia fulva
Lineage: Eukaryota; Metazoa; Arthropoda; Insecta; Hymenoptera; Formicidae
Source: RefSeq, a predicted model, not a curated record